GUGGGUGCUGGUGGCCUAUGAAUGGGGCUGAGCGUGCACCCCACCACCACACCUGCCUCUGCACCCGUGGGGACUAUGCGUUGCACAACCCUGAAUGCACUAGCCGGUGGUUUGCGAGAACAGGGAAGGGGGCGGAACGUCGGCAGGGGGUCAAGGGGGGCUCAGCAUGCCCCCUCCCUUCCGCAUCGCUGUGCUGGGGGCGCAGGGUGUGGGCAAGACUGCCAUCGUGCAGCGCUUCCUCCACGAUGACUACAGCGAGGCGCCUGUCCCGGCAACCAGCCGUGCCCGCCAGGUCCACCUGUCGGCUGCCGUGCUCAAUGGCCACGUGCACAACUUGCAGAUCACCGACUAUCCUGCAAUCACCAGUUUCCCCUGCAGCUCACUGCAGGAGUGGACAGACACCUGCUGCAGAGGAAUCCGCAGCGCUCACGUCUACAUCCUGGUCUAUGACAUCUGCUGCUUCGACAGCUUCGAAUACGUCAAGACUAUGCGCCAGCAGAUCCUAGAGACCAGGGUGGUGGGCACAGGCGACACACCCAUCCUGAUUGUGGGAAACAAAAGGGACCUGCAGUGGGGGCGUGUCUUCCCCCGCCAUAACGUGUCCGACCUGGUUAGGAAGAACUGGAAGUGCGGCUACGUGGAGUGUUCAGCUAAGUACAACUGGCACGUGCUGCUACUGUUCGGGGAGGCUAUGCGCAGUGUGGUCUGUGCCCGCUGCAAACACGUCCAUGCCACCAUUCGCUUUCAACGGGCACUGAGGAACGAACGCUGCGCCCUCAUGUGAUUUACUCAGUGACGAGGGAUGGGCACCGGAGUGGCAUUGGGGGCCAUUGGUACAGAAAACCUCCUUAGAAACAGCUGAGAAUUAUUGAUGAUCACUUUGACUGACUACCAUGAGUGACCACGUUUCUGCCCAAUGUGAAACUACAGUAUUAAACACCCCUCUGUUUUGCUGCUGAUAUAUGAUG
Messenger RNA from Oncorhynchus mykiss (rainbow trout), 968 nucleotides. Its product is annotated as ras-like protein family member 10B. NCBI's taxonomy places the organism in Eukaryota, Metazoa, Chordata, Actinopteri, Salmoniformes, Salmonidae. Gene Ontology annotation, molecular function: GTPase activity; GTP binding. The record is from RefSeq and is a predicted model, not a curated record.